AUGCCUGCGAGGGAGCUGGUGGUGGUGGCAGCAGUGCUGGUGACUCUCCUCGCUGCUGGUGGGGCAGAGGUGAACGAAGGGAAUGGACUGAGAAGGCCUGUGUGUGGAGACAUGGUCGAGCUGCAGGCCUGCCCCCUCCUGCACUUGCCUGUCUGUGGGACCGAUGGGAAUACCUACGCCAAUGAAUGCCAGCUCUGUGUGCAGCAAAUGAAAACCAGGCAAGACAUCCGGAUUUUGAAAGACGGGGAGUGUCAAGAUACCUGA
Antrostomus carolinensis (chuck-will's-widow) is the source of this 264-nucleotide messenger RNA. RefSeq names its product serine peptidase inhibitor Kazal type 4 (gene SPINK4). Gene Ontology annotation, molecular function: protein binding. Bases 1 to 264 code for a protein of 87 amino acids. The transcript is spliced from 4 exons. Lineage: Eukaryota; Metazoa; Chordata; Aves; Caprimulgiformes; Caprimulgidae. The record is from RefSeq and is a predicted model, not a curated record.